AUGAAGUAUAAAAGAUUUCUAGAUGAAAGCAAAGAAGAAUUACUUGAACUAAAGAUAAAUCAUUAUAUCAAAAAUCUUGAAUAUAUAGUUAAACACGAAAAAGGCAAUAGGACUGAACAGGCUCAAAUUUUUCUUGAUAAAUAUAAAGAGGAAAAUAGUGGUUCAGAAAGUGAUACUGAACCAAUUAAUAUAAACCAGGGUGAAGAAGAAAUUAGAAAUCUUACACAGAAUCAAGUUAACUACCUUAAUAUGAAAAAACACAAAAUUGAUGAACUUAUCAAGAUAAUCAAUUCAAUUCAAAAGAAUCAAACAAUAGUCUUAAUUGAGUUUUCAUAUGGUAGACAAGCACCUUUAUCAAAAAUAAAUGGUGAUGGAAUUAAAUUAUACAGAAACUCGAUAAGAGUUUUAAAUAAACUAUUGAAAAAAACAUCUAAGAAUAUAGCAUAG
Messenger RNA from Diversispora eburnea, 447 nucleotides. Lineage: Eukaryota; Fungi; Glomeromycota; Glomeromycetes; Diversisporales; Diversisporaceae. The record is from the annotation of a GenBank genome assembly.